AUGGUUUAGUCGGUUUACUGAAGCUGCAAUAUACCGAAUAGUCCUAUUUUGUUGCCCGAGGAUUAUGCCUUCUUUGUGCACGAAAAUCUCUGAAAAUCAAGGAGGGGAUAGGGCUGUGGCCCCAUCACCCCCUCCUGAGUCAAGUCUGAAUCAGGCCCUGGCUAUUGUUGAGAAAAAAGUGCGAAAUUUAGAGAAGCGAAAGGCUAAGCUUGAUACCUAUCGUGAAAGUAAAGCCGCCGGUAAAGCUUUGAAUGAAGAUCAAAAGCUUGCGGUCAGCAAAUAUGACGAGGUAAGAAGUUUUCUGUCUAGACAAACCAUCUUCUAAACAAUAUUUUGUUUU
Molecule: messenger RNA, 340 nt
Organism: Eurytemora carolleeae
Lineage: Eukaryota; Metazoa; Arthropoda; Copepoda; Calanoida; Temoridae
Product: caprin-1
Exons: 2
Coding region: 65-325 (86 amino acids)
Cellular component (GO): cytoplasm
Molecular function (GO): RNA binding
Source: RefSeq, a predicted model, not a curated record